This is a messenger RNA of Rattus rattus (black rat), 6827 nucleotides long. RefSeq names its product putative RNA-binding protein Luc7-like 2. The record is from RefSeq and is a predicted model, not a curated record. The coding region runs from base 4699 to 5718 and encodes 339 amino acids. Gene Ontology annotation, molecular function: mRNA binding. The transcript has 10 exons. Lineage: Eukaryota; Metazoa; Chordata; Mammalia; Rodentia; Muridae. Gene Ontology annotation, cellular component: U2-type prespliceosome; U1 snRNP. Gene Ontology annotation, biological process: mRNA splice site recognition.
AAAAAAGCAUGCACUGUGUACAAUGUCAGAUACCACUUAGGCCAAGGUUUUAUGUGCUACUAAUACAAUUUAUAUUAGGUAGUAGGAUCAUCAUUUCAUAUUGGGUAUUGCAAUGGGGUUCUUUUUCCUUCACAGCAAAUUGAAGGGACUUUUGAUAGCACUAUUGAGUGCUAUCCUGGUUUUAGAGAAGUCCAGUCCAUAUCCCAGAGAGAAACUGGUGUCUCAGUGCCACCUUAGGUUCAGUUACUAGAGUCAUGUAGUAUGCAUUUCAGGGGUUUGUAUGCUUUUUACACAAGUGUUCUCAACUGUUAGAAUUUUUGACACCCAAGAAGGGAUUGAACAAAAGAAGGCAAUGAAGUUGUAAUUCUGAAGAUAGUUGUUUGGUGGACAUGAUUAAUAGAACUUUUUGUGCUUCUAUUCAAAUGAAAAACUUGUGGCCACCCAAAAUUCUAAGCCAGAUUCCUCAUUAGACCUGGUGGUGCAGGCCUGUGUAUAAUCUCAGCACUUGAGUAGAGCAGGAACUUCAGAAUCAUAGUCAUUUUUUUAUGAUGAGUUCAAGGGCAGCUUGAGCUACAUGAGGCCCUGCCUCAAACAUAAAAAUGGUGGGCUAGAGAGAUGACUCAGAGGUAAGAGCACUGUGUACUCUUCCAGAGGUCCUGAGUUCAGUUCCUAGCAACCACAUGGUGACUCUCAUGUAGGUGUAUAUGUAGAUAGAGCACUCAAAGCUAAAUAAAUCUUUAAAAAAUUAUUUAAUAAGUAAGUAAAUGAUGGUCUAAUUCCUUACUCAAAAACUUUGUCAUUGUCAUUAUAUAUAAAGCUUAAUUUUUGUGGAGGUCGUAGGGCAGAGAGACCUGCUUUUAUAGAUUAAGAUAAUUUGUUUUUGACUCAAUUUGAUCUAAUUGCUGCCUCACUUAAAGACUGAAUAAAUUCAUUUAUACACAAUAAAUAUGGAUUGAAGAAAAAAUUUAAGACACCAAAUGUCACCCUCCAAAAAUUGUAUCUUUGGCUCUAAUUUGUGUAUUUCCAGAUGUACUCAGCCAUGUACCAAAGCUGACUAUAGUUUACUUACUGUUUCCUCAGACCUUCAAGCCUUUGUAAAUUUUGACAAAGAUACUUUUCUGGUAUGGAAUGCUCAUCUUUCCUCUAAGUCUUGUGUGUAGUGUUCAGAGUUUGGCUUCUACUUACUUCAUGAAGCCUUUCCCAGUUUCUCCAACCUUUUGCUGGUAGUUCAAAAUAUCCCUUUGGCACUUGGAUUAUACUAUUUUGUAUUAUUGUUAUUUAUAUGUUCUAUUUUUCUAAUGAAUAUGCGUCUCCUUAGGAGCAGAAUAUUGUUUUUAAGUUUUGUUACUUCGUUUUGUAGCAUAGAGGAUAGAGUCACUAGUAGAUUUUAUUCUAUGAUUUAAGAUAAUUUAUCAUUGAUUGACAGGGCAAUUUCCCCCCAUUAUUAGUUUUUAAACAUAGGAGAAUUUAUUAGGGUAAUUAACUCAGAUUUUUUUGUACGAUUCAGAGACCAGGAAACACUCAUAUAAAGCACGUUGAAUUGAUAAAAUCCUACAUUAUAAGGAUAUUUUUUUCAUAGUCCCUGCCUAUUUCUAGCCUUUUUUUUUUCAGUCUCCAUUUAACCGUUCUAUUUAUCUUGUUUUUUUGUUUGUUUGUUUGUUUUGUUAUGUUUUUUUAUUUGAAAAACAUGGUUUGGGCCAGAUAUUGUGGCGGAAAUAAAAAUUAUAAGCAUUUCUGUUUCAAAGUAUGGUUAAAUUUUGCUUAUGUCCUAAACCCAAACUUAUUCAAACACUGAAUGAUUUUGUAAUUUUAUAACCAAAUUAUUUUAAAAUAUUAAGUAUAAAGUCUCCCUAAGUAGAACUUGAAGUAUCAAUAGACAGAAUUCACUUGCAAGUACCUCAUUGUUUUAUCUUGUACUGCCAGUUUUAUUAUUUCAUUAGAAAGAUUUUUAUAAUGGCUAAUAGCUGAAAGCUAUAUUUGAUAUUUUUGCUAUAGUUAUCACAUGUUUAUAGAAUAUCUACUUAUUUGCAGUGAGGUAGUUUAGGUGAUUUUUUUUUUUUUUUUUUUGCAUUUAUAGAAAUAGAUUCCUUCAUUAUUUUAAAGCUCACCAAGGCUAUUAUAUAUUUGUAAUUCUUCAUGCUUUAUCUGAUAGUAUCUUCAGGGCAUGUAUACCUUAUUAUAUUUAAAGUGAUUCUUAAGCAUUGAUGUUUGAUUAUUAAAACUUCUAUAAAUAUUAGCUUUAUUUUAAGACCUCAUUUAAACAUAAUCCUUAUACCUAUGAGCCAUGUUUUGUAAUUGAUUGAACUGACACUGCUGCUUCAUUAUCAAAAAGCUUAGAUAAUCUGUAGCAGGAUAAGUCUGAGAUUUGUAAGUACUCCCUACCCCCUAGAAAUAUAUCACUUUUAAAGUUUUUAACAUAAUUACAUUUAAAAGUCUUCUACAGUAAAAAACGUUGUGUACUUUUUGCUUUCUGGUGUGAGCUUACGUAGUUCUGAUAUGAGCUUGAGGCACUCAUGGAGUCUUCAUUGAAACAUAUUUUAAAGAAAUAUUUCUCACCAUCUUAAGGGCCACUUGAGCUCCAGUCUUGGACCUUUGUUAUCUCCGUUCAUAAUUUUCUUUGAGCUUAUAUUUGUUAAGUCAGUAUUGUUCAAAAGCAAAAACAAAAGCAAAAAAAACAAACAAAAAACAAAAACCCAAAAAUUCCACAGACAAAACAAAAAAAACGAACACUCUGAUUUUGUUCACUUUUGUUUUUAUAUACAAGAAUCUUUACAGUCAACAUGUACUUCUAGGUGCUGUAUUGAAAUUGCUGGCAGAGUCUAUUCUAUACAAACUGAACAAUCUGGCCCCUUGUUUUAUUUGUAAAGGUUCAAUGUAUCUAUGCCUGCCUACUUCAAUCUGCAAGGGAGUUUCAGAAAGGCCCCGCAUUCGCCGAGCCGUGAGUUAUCACUAACUUUUCAGAUGUGUUAAUGAAUGUGGAACAGAAGCAGUUGUGUUUAAAAGGAAAUAAAAGGCCAUCAAAGUAACCUAUAUUAUAGUAGCAGGCUUGAACACUAAAUGGAUUAUUCCAAAUUGUGUCACAAAUAACCUACUAGAGACUAGCCUCAGAAAACCUAUUGUUGAACUGCUCUGAAGCUAUGAUUUUAGCAAUAUUAUCUUUCUUAAAAAUGUAUGUGUCCUAGUUGCAAAUUAGAAUGUUCUUUAAAUCUUCUUAAUCAAGUUAAAACAAUCUGAACAAAAUCUUACCCCACAGUGUUUAGUUGAAUUAAGUUAAACUCUACAAUGUAAGACCACAUGAAAGGGGUAAAGUUGGAAUUUGUUUGUUAUUCAUGUGUGAAAAUAUAGAAUUUAACUUAAAAAUUACUUCCUAGUUGAAAUGUUUGGAGUGCUCUAGGUAUCAUGUGAACUGCAGAAGUUUUUACAGUCUCUUUUGGUUUGUUUCAGCCGUUUUUGCUUCAGUAAUUCAUCAGUAGGUUUUCCUUUAACAGUGAUAUCAAUUUAAGGCUAAACUACAUUUUUUUAGGGCAUAUCAUUCUGCAUAGAGGAAACGACCCUGUGAGUUUUUCUUUUAUUCAGAAGUUCUAAGCAAAAAAUUUGUAACUAACAUUUGUAUUUUGUUACUCUAGUUAGUUACCUUUCCUUUUCUUUAAACUUAUGAGUAAGAGCUGUAUUAGAUAAGCAGGCUGGUUGCUUCUGUUGCUUAGGAGUUGUGUGGGUUGUUUUCUUCUCUUUUCUUUUCUUUUUCUUUUUUCUUUUUCUUUUUCUUUUUUUUUAGUGUGAGCACAAAAUGUAUUUUAUUUUGCCUGGUUUGUCAAUAUACUACAGACCACAUAAAACUUGGAAGUAUGGAAUCUUUGGCGGUAUUAAAGUUAACAUUUCAUUUAGGCAAUGUGCCUUUGUUUGACUGGUGUGUAAGUCCUUCUUCCAGGUUUGUACGCUCUUAAACACCUUAUUCUACCCUCUAACUCCUCCCAGCAGCAAAAGGGAGACACUUCAGCUGGAACAAAGUAGUGGAAGAAAUGGCGUCUGGGGUUCAGUGGGGAUUCGCAGUGUGUAUGCAAUGUUUGCAAGAUUACUUUUAUGUUUUUCAAUUAAUGUAAAUAAUUACAAAAUAAAUUAGUGCUUACUGUCAAGAAGAGACCAUUGUAUACCAGUAGAAACUCUUGGUGGGUCUUCUGCAAGUUGCUUAACCUCUUGGGGCCUCAUUUUUCUGAUCUGCAAUGUGAAGGGAGUUGGACUUGAUAACCUAUAAAGUCCAUUCCUGCUCUAAAAUCUUAUGCUUUUCUGAAGUACUUUUAUUUAACAGAAUGCUUUGCUUUCCCACUUUGACUAUUUAUUUGAAUUACAUUUGCAGUACAUAGACUGCAACUGCAUGUUGUCUAAAAUAGUUUUUCUAUAGGGUGGUACAUAAAGAACUAAUCCCUCCUGGGUUGAUUUAUAAGUGUGUGCAUAUAGAUAGUCACACACCAAAAGCUAGUAAUAACUAGGACUUUCAAAAAUAAGCACUGUCUAGUUGUCUAACCUUGAAUAUUAUUAACUUUUCUAUAUUACAGGAGAUACUACUCGUCAACGAAUCAAAUUCAGCGAUGAUAGAGUAUGCAAGAGCCACCUUCUCAACUGUUGCCCCCAUGAUGUCCUUUCUGGAACAAAAUAUCUGGAAUGAAGAAAAGAUUUCCAGAUUACUUUUCGUAAGCAAGAAUGGAUCUUGGAGAAUGCUUGAAAGUACAUGACCUGGCUUUAAGAGCAGAUUAUGAAAUUGCAUCCAAAGAACAAGACUUUUUCUUUGAACUUGAUGCCAUGGAUCAUCUACAGUCAUUCAUUGCAGAUUGUGAUAGAAGAACAGAAGUGUCUAAGAAAAGAUUAGCAGAAACUCAAGAAGAGAUAAGUGCUGAAGUGGCAGCAAAGGCAGAGCGUGUUCAUGAGUUAAAUGAGGAAAUAGGCAAGUUGUUGGCCAAAGUGGAACAACUGGGAGCUGAAGGAAAUGUGGAAGAAUCUCAGAAAGUCAUGGAUGAAGUAGAGAAAGCACGGGCAAAGAAAAGAGAAGCAGAGGAAGUUUAUCGGAAUUCUAUGCCAGCUUCCAGCUUUCAACAGCAGAAACUUCGUGUCUGUGAAGUCUGUUCUGCAUAUUUAGGUCUUCAUGAUAAUGACCGACGACUUGCUGAUCAUUUUGGGGGUAAAUUGCAUCUGGGAUUUAUUGAAAUAAGAGAGAAGCUCGAAGAAUUAAAGAGAGUUGUAGCUGAGAAGCAGGAGAAGAGAAACCAGGAACGUCUGAAACGAAGAGAAGAGAGGGAGAGAGAAGAACGGGAGAAACUGAGGAGGUCCCGAUCACAUAGCAAGAAUCCCAAAAGAUCUAGAUCCAGAGAGCAUCGCAGACACCGAUCUCGCUCCAUGUCACGAGAACGCAAGAGGAGGACUCGAUCAAAAUCUCGCGAGAAACGCCAUCGCCACAGGUCCCGGUCCAGUAGCAGAAGCCGCAGCCGAAGCCACCAGAGAAGUCGGCACAGUUCAAGAGAUAGGAGCAGAGAGCGAUCCAAGAGGAGAUCCUCAAAAGAAAGAUUCAGAGAUCAAGACUUAGCAUCACGUGACAGAGACAGGAGUUCAAGAGACAGAUCACCCCGUGACCGAGAUCGAAAAGAUAAGAAGCGGUCCUAUGAGAGUGCUAAUGGCAGAUCAGAAGACAGGAGGAGCUCUGAAGAGCGUGAAGCAGGGGAGAUCUAACUAGCUGUGUACAUACCUUCAAUCCUUAAACUUCCUAUGGCGUUCAUGCUAUUUUAGUUUACAGCUGUUCAGAUGACAGUGAACAGUUCUAGACACCAAUCCAGUCAGGCUAGAUGUCUAGUACCCAAUGAUCUGAACUGAACCUGCUCUCCUUGAUGAAGCCUAAAACUACAUCCAUAGUUUUUUGUGAACCUGAACGUAACAGUUUAUAUUAUGAGACACUGUUCUCUAUUUCUUAGGAGCGAUAGUGAAUGAAUUGUGUUGAUGCCUUGCAGUUUUUGAACAUUUGUAAAAUACUGUUUUCCUUUCUAUUCCAAACAGCAGCAGCUUUAGGAAAUCCUUUUUCUUUAUAAUUCUUCCUUUGACUUUUGUAUCUCCUAAUACCUGUGCCUCCAACUAUAAAAGAGCAAAGGGAAGCAGUAUAACUUCUAAGGUUCUGUUCACAUUGGUUAUUAUUGGUUGAUUAGAGUUGAGCAUUUCUACUGGAUUGUGUGCUGGAGAAAUUUAAAUAUGGGGCUGUUUUGUUUGGGGCCUAUUAGAGUUGGAAGUUGAACAGCUGUUGGAUUACAUACUUUUGCUUUUAUAUUGAAAUUUUGAAAUCAGACUUGUCUUGAUUUUUGUUUUUGGUUUUUUUUGUUGUUUUUGGUUUUGGUUUUUUGUUCUAUUAAACUGCUGCGUUCAGUAUAUUGAGGGGGAUGGGGGCAGGGACUGUUUCAUAAAAGCACUUGUUUUGUGUGUGCAGGGGGUAUGUGUGCAUAGUUUAAAGACUAUACUCUAAGUGUAAAAAAAAAUAAAAUGAAAAGAAUCACCACCACUACUGUAACUUGUUCAGUAAGUUGUCACUAGAACUAUUUGCUGUGGGUAUUCUCUAUUUUGUAACAUCCUUAACAGUGCCUUUCUGUACAAGGCACCAAAGGAAGUAAAUAUUUAAUUGUGGAUUCCAGAUGGACUGUUGCCCCACCAAAACCUCUUGCUGAUUAUACUACACUACUUCAGAGCUGUGUUUAACAGCUUCUGUAAGGAAAGAUUGAACUUGUAGAAGCAGCUAAGAGUUGCUUGUUUGUAUUUUUUAAUUGACAAGCCUGAAUAAAAACAAUAUGUAACCAACA